UGGGAUCAAGAGGUUAUUGCAGAAGUUUUGAAGGUGGAAUAAGCCUUGUUGCUAACCCUUGGGCCGGGUGGUUUAAGCAGAUGCUGAGCUGUGGAUAAACUGAGAGCGGGAGAAACUGCCUUUAGAGCUGGAGUACAGUGUUGAAAUAUUAUUCAGUUACUGAGCCGAGCAGAAAAGUAAUGGCUUCAAAUUUUAAUGACAUUGUCAAGCAGGGAUAUGUGAAGAUUCGGAGCAGACGUUUAGGGAUUUACCAAAGGUGCUGGCUCGUGCUAAAGAAGGCAUCCAGUAAAGGUCCCAAAAGACUGGAGAAGUUUUCAGAUGAACGAGCUGCAUAUUUCAGAUGUUAUCAUAAGGUAACAGACCUCAGCAAUAUAAAGAAUGUGACAAGGAUACCUAAAGGCACUAAGAGGCAUGCAAUACUAAUCAUUUUCAGCGACGAUACCUCAAAAACCUUUGCAUGUGAAUCAGAGCUUGAAGCAGAGGAAUGGAGUAAACUCCUACGUAUAGAGUGCCUGGGAAGCAGAGUCAAUGAUAUCACCCUUGGAGAGCCUGAUUUGCUGACUGCUGGAGUUCAAAGAGAGCAAACAGAAAGGUUCAAUGUAUAUUUGAUGCCCUCUCCCAAUCUGGACGUGCACGGAGAAUGCACAUUACAAAUAACAUACGAGAACAUCUGUCUUUGGGACAUCCAUAAUCCGAGACUAAAGCUGGUCUCUUGGCCUCUUAGUGCCCUUCGGCGAUAUGGACGGGACCCCACAUGGUUUACGUUUGAAGCAGGCAGAAUGUGUGACACAGGAGAAGGACUAUUUACUUUUCAAACAAGAGAAGGUGAGGCAAUUUAUCAGAAAGUUCACUCCGCUGCACUGGCCAUUGCUGAGCAACAUGAGCAGAUGCUACAGAGGGAGAAAAACUCACGGCAUCAGAUCAAAGGGAAUGAAAGGACAGCUUCGCUGGACACAAUAAUGCCUCUUCCUCGUAGUGCCUACUGGCAACAUAUUGCAAGACAGCACAGUGUAAACCAGCUUCAUAUCUUUGAAGAUGACUCUUAUCCAGUGAGGAUUCCACGUGCAGAAACCAUCCCCAGUUACAGCUCUCAGCAUUGACAAAAACUUCCAAAUGGUGGAACAUUUUCUGAUGGCUUUGCUUCAAACUGUGGCACUGAAUAUGCCCAACAAAACAAGCAGGAGGAUUUCCGGGCAACAUGGAUUGGUGUUUUGAACGAUAUUUGCAAUAUCUUUUCUUUUGUAAAUCCAUACUUCCUCUUCAAGAGUCCGGGUAACUAAACAAGGCUGAAUAAUUGAACUAAAUAUGUACUGAAAGGAAAGGCUGCUUUUACAAAAGCAGAUUUUAGCUCAUGUUCCAAGAUGUACAAUAUAAUUUCUUACCAUAGAAAGCAAAAGUAUUUUUUUGUUGUUGUUAAGCACUCAGUUUCAAGAAAACGCUGGUGUUCUAUGUCAAAUCAGUAACAAAAAAUCCAAAUUUUCUUAAUUAAUGAUCAGUGAGCCAAGCUAUUGUAUGAACCUGUGUUUGUUUAUUUAGGUGCUAAUUACAAAAGACUGCAGAGUUUUGUUGAGUAACUCAAAUUUAGAAUUCAGUGAAGUGCAAUGUAUGAUUUUACUGAGCUUUUUUUCACAUUUGCGUGAGGGCACCAAAUCACUCUACCAUGCAGCAAAUUUGUUCUGGCAUUUCUAAAUUGAUGUUACUUUUACUUGCAACACAAUGCAAUAACCAAUCCAGCAAUGGGAACUUAGAAAAGUAAUUCUUGAGGUUCAUGACUUUAUCAGGUGAAUGGGAUGUCUGUAAAUUACAGGAAGAAACAUGUGAAUGGAUAUUUUUGGAAUGUGACUGUAACCUUUGGUGAUUACAAGAAAAUUCUUUUGCAAUGCAAUUUUUCUGUUCUUUUUUUUUGUUUUCAGUCAAUACCUGGGCAGUUGACAUGGAUGUUUGUUGAAAUACAGCGUUCUGUAUGUGGACUCAGUAAUUCAAAGUAUUAUCACCUGACUAAGGGUAAAAGUACUCUAAAGAUUGCAGCCAUGUUGAAGGGAUGACUAACUGAAUUGUUGCUAUUUACAUACUGUACAUGAAUAAUUAAUCAUUACAACGCUGGAUUUAUUUCCGAAGGAGCAAGAGGAGAAAUCAGAGGUAUAACAAAUGUAACUGUUCAUUGAGCUAACAAAAUCAGCGAAGAGAAUAUUCUGGAUAUGCACCACACAUCAGAUAGCACCUGAAAACAAUGGCCAUUUUAAUGUUUGGAUAAUAGUCAUUUUUUACAAUUUGAUUUGGUAAUUUAUGUGAAUAUUUUUUUCCUAAGGUUUUUUCUGUGACAUAUCAAAGUCCUAAAGGUGAAUAGAAUUAAAAAUGAU
Molecule: messenger RNA, 2360 nt
Organism: Mobula hypostoma (lesser devil ray)
Lineage: Eukaryota; Metazoa; Chordata; Chondrichthyes; Myliobatiformes; Myliobatidae
Product: docking protein 5-like
Exons: 9
Coding region: 180-1100 (306 amino acids)
Biological process (GO): Ras protein signal transduction; positive regulation of MAPK cascade; cell surface receptor protein tyrosine kinase signaling pathway
Cellular component (GO): cytoplasm
Source: RefSeq, a predicted model, not a curated record